Messenger RNA from Mercenaria mercenaria, 279 nucleotides. RefSeq names its product beta-microseminoprotein-like. The transcript has 2 exons. Lineage: Eukaryota; Metazoa; Mollusca; Bivalvia; Venerida; Veneridae. The record is from RefSeq and is a predicted model, not a curated record. Bases 12 to 254 code for a protein of 80 amino acids.
CGUGUGAAUUCAUGGGAUUGACAUUUGAAUCGGGAGCCUCGUUUAAAGCUCCCGCUCCCCACUGUGUAAAGUGUAAAUGUUCGGGAGGUGUUUUAAAUUGUUGCGGAUAUGGUAAAAAUGGUGGUGUAGCCAGUGUUGCCGGAUGUAUGCAAUUGGAUGAUCACAGCACAUGCGACUUGCAAUUCGUCGACAGUAUGGACGAAACUCAACCUUGUGCUGCAUGGGUACGAAUACGAAGUAUGAAAGACGAAUGAUUUAAUUUGAAUAAACCUCAGUGCA